Baudoinia panamericana UAMH 10762 is the source of this 672-nucleotide messenger RNA. RefSeq lists its product as uncharacterized. The record is from RefSeq and is a predicted model, not a curated record. The transcript has 2 exons. Lineage: Eukaryota; Fungi; Ascomycota; Dothideomycetes; Mycosphaerellales; Teratosphaeriaceae. The annotation marks the transcript as partial.
AUGGCCGCCGCAGUAGGCAAAUACGCCGCCCAAAAGUUCCUCAGCAAACAAUUCAAAAACUACCAGAAGAAAGACGUCAACGGCGGCGAUGACCCCUACUUCGCCCUCCUCCCCGACCCGCGCCGCCCCGGCAAGUACAAAAAAGUCAAGCGCCAAAUCCCCACCUACAUCCCCGAGCACGACGCGCUCAUCCUCGCCUCCGCCAAGAAGUCCGCCUACCGCCUCGACAUGUGCCUGUUCAACCUCUUCGGCAUCCGCUUCGGCUGGGAAGCCGUCAUCGGCCUUAUCCCCGCCGCCGGCGACGUCAUCGGCGUCGCGUUCGCGUAUAUGGUGUUUCAGAAGUGCUGUCAAGUGGAGGGCGGGCUGCCGAGUGAUGUGAGGAUUCGCAUGCUCAUCAAUAUCGUCGUCGACUUCGUGGUCGGGUUGGUGCCGAUUUUGGGGGACUUGGCGGAUGCGGCGUUGAAGUGCAAUACGAAGAACGUGCGGUUGUUGGAGGUGUAUCUGGAUAAGAAGUACAAGCCGUCGCAGGAGGUUGGGGGGAGGGAUGGGAGAGAUCUGGGUGGGGUGAGCGCGGCGCAGCGGAGGAAGAAUCGGCAGAGUGGCAUUUAUCAUCCGCAGGACCCGCCGCCGGCGACGGUGUUUGAGGAUUUUGAGGAGGAGGCGCAGGAGCGG